Linepithema humile (Argentine ant) is the source of this 2541-nucleotide messenger RNA. NCBI's taxonomy places the organism in Eukaryota, Metazoa, Arthropoda, Insecta, Hymenoptera, Formicidae. The record is from RefSeq and is a predicted model, not a curated record.
GUGGCAUCGUCACUCGUGGGAUGCUGCCAACUCACAAAGUCCGCCGUCACGCGCGGCUCGAGAGUGGCUGACCGGGAUAUUUCUAGUCCGGCUCAUUUUGCAGCUUAGUACCUGAAUAUCGCGUGUGCAUGGUGCAUCUAUGCGGCGCAACCGAGUGUAUAAAUAAAUUUUUCGCGCUUAUUUCGAUUUCUGUCGAAUCGUGUGCGCAUCGCCCGAUCAUUUGUGACGAAUGUGAAAGCCGGAAGUAUGGCCACUAGGAAGAUUAUAAGACCGAGACGGAAACGAUCUGACGAUCUUUCCGGGUCAAGGUGGUCAGAAAUGUCGGACAAGCCGAAAGAACCGGCGAGGCCGCCAAGAACGAAGCAGCAGGCCGCGUAUACGACGACGACUCAUAAUUCGAAUUUUGAAAAUAUUACACAACAUAGCGCCAGAGAAAUGCAACAAACACCGACCGAGAAGGCCCCGAUGACGAUCCUCGACGAAAACGUGAAUCGUGUACCACGACAACAGCAUAAGACAGUUGAAAACAUGGAUUACCUAGGAAUAAACGAUCGAAUAGAAACCAUCACGUCGAUGGAUGCACAAGCGCACAAGGAUAUAACGGACGGUGGACGACCUGUCCAAGUGGUACUUGCCCAUCCAGAUCAUACCUUCGAAUUGGAUGAAGAGGCUUUGUCAGAAAUCCUUCUACAUGAUGACGUGAAAGAUAGAAGUGUGGUUGUGGUAUCUGUUGCAGGUGCCUUCAGAAAAGGCAAAAGUUUCCUUCUUGACUUUUUCCUUCGUUACAUGAACAGCAAGUACACAUUACAUAGCAAUACCGAUGCUUGGUUGGGCUCCGAGGACGAGCCGCUGAGCGGUUUUUCAUGGAGGGGCGGUUCCGAGAGGGACACCACAGGAAUAUUAAUGUGGUCGAAAGUUUAUCCCGCCACCUUGGCGAACGGUGAAAAGAUCGCUGUGAUUCUUAUGGAUACCCAAGGCGCUUUCGACAGUCAGUCGACGGUGCGGGACUGUGCGACAGUGUUCGCGUUGAGUACGAUGUUAUCCUCCGUACAAAUAUACAAUCUAUCACAAAAUAUCCAGGAGGAUGAUCUUCAACAUCUACAGCUAUUCACCGAGUACGGUAGACUGGCGUUAGAGAGCUCCGACAGCACUCCCUUCCAGAGACUACAAUUCUUAAUCAGAGACUGGGUUUAUCCGUACGAGGCUGAUUACGGCGCGGACGGCGGAAAAAAAUUACUCGACAAGAGACUGGAGAUCUCCGACAGGCAGCACCCCGAACUGCAGAGUUUGCGGAAGCACAUCAAGUCCUGUUUUUCAGAUAUAUCGUGUUUCCUCAUGCCGCAUCCCGGUCUCGAGAUCGCGACAAAUCCGAAAUUCGAUGGUAGAUUAUCCGAGAUACAAACUGACUUCAAAAAACAAUUAAAAGUGCUUAUACCGAUGAUACUGGCGCCGGAAAAUCUGGUGACCAAGAAAAUCAACGGCCAGGUCGUAAAAGCGAAAGAUCUAUUGGAAUAUUUCAAGAGUUAUAUUAAUCUUUACAAAGGAGAUGAACUUCCUGAACCGAAGAGUAUGCUUGUGGCCACAGCAGAAGCUAACAAUUUAACGGCUGUAGCCGAAGCUAAAGAUUUAUAUCUUCAGAUGAUGGAAAAUGUGUGCGGUGGUGCAAAACCAUUUAUGGCGACUGCGCACUUGGAAUCUGAACAUCAGCAUUGUAUGACCUCAGCUCUUCGUCAGUUUCAAAAUAAACGAAAAAUGGGUGGAGAAGAGUUCAGUCAAAUAUAUAUGGAAAAAUUGAUUAAGGACAUGGAUGAUGCUUUCAAUCAGUUCAAGGCGCACAACGAGAGCAAGAAUAUCUUUAAAGCAGCGCGGACGCCUGCAGUGUUUUUCGCUAUUGCUGUCACUAUGUAUAUUUUGUCCGGAAUAUUUGGUCUUGUUGGUUUAUACACGAUAGCGAAUGUAUGCAACCUUAUAAUGGGUGUCGGCCUCCUCACGCUUGUCUUAUGGGCGUAUAUAAGGUAUAGCGGAGAAUUCAGAGAAAUUGGCACGCAAAUAGACGAUUUAGCCAGUAAAAUAUGGGAAAAUUCUACUAAUGAAAAACGAUAUUUCAGAAAGGUCUGGCUAUGCGCUCAUCUUUGUUAUAAAUUAACGUAUAACUUAAGAUACCUGAUCCUGUCCAUUAUUGUAAUUGUAUUUGCAAUACCUAUAUGUCAUUUUACUUAUCGUGAUCUCCGCAGACACGGUUACAUCUGAUCCUACGCUUUUCUUCUUUUCUAAUUUCAAUACUUACAAAUGAUUUUAAUUUUAUAUUGCUUCUCAACACUGUUUACGUUUCUUACACAUCUGUGUUUCACAAACUUGUUUCUUGUUAAUCAGAGUCGUUUAAUGGUACAAACGUAACUAUCAAUAUCAUUCAUUUAUUGUUAUUUUUUUAUUCCUAUCAUAAGCUGAGUGCUAACAGGAGCAAAUAUCGAAAAGUUCAUGAAGCCACUCUACCAACAAUUUGUGGAGAAGUCAAUGUCUGUAGCAGUGGCGCAGGCUGCU